AUGCAGAACGUAAAGAAACGGUUCCUAACGUACAAAUCGUACCCCACGGAGUGGGUUCCCGAUCCGCGCGAACUGGCUCUCGCCGGAUUCAAAGCUUGCGUGUUUGGAUUUCCCAGAUGUAUGGAGUGUGACUGCGAGUACAAGUUGCUGCGUAAAGAAGGACCGAUGGAACAACAUAGGCUAUUUUCACCCACCUGCUCGAUCAUCGUCGCCGCUAGUAGGGAGAACGACAUUAGGGACUGUGACUACUUCACCGUGGAUAACUACCAACACUACUACUCCAAUCCGGUGCACCGAAUGGAGUCUUUCGAAAGGUACUUGUGGCCCGAUAUGCCUUCGAUACAACGCUUCGUCGACGCCGGACUAUACGCCAUCAACGGCGUCUUGGCUGGCUGUUUCGUCUGCCAUUGCAAGCUCUACGCGUUUCACCAUUACGACGAUCCUCUGGUGGACCACGUGCAGCAUUCUCCCAAGUGCGCUUACUUGAACGCGACGCUCGACAAAAGACGCAUCGACGCCAUAUACAACGAUUUUCUCAAGAGCGAACUGUACUUCGGGAUGCAUUUCCUCGACGUCGUCGAUUACUCGAAACUGACCGCCGUGACCUAUCUGUUGGGAACGAACCAGAUCAAACUACGUCAUCCCAAGGACUUGAAAGUUCUCCACAAUCCACCACCAGUGCAACACGUCCGCGUGCCGGAUUACGCAGAGUACGAAAUGCAAGAGUUUGUGCUCGAAAACGACGCUACGGCAUGUAAAAUAUGUUACUCGAAUCAAGCGUCUGUAAUCGCGCUGCCGUGUGGACACUGCGUGACGUGUAACCAAUGCGCACUGCGACACCCCAGGUGUUGUAUAUGUAGAAAGACCGUAAGUGCAAUCAUCAAACGAACGCUUUAUUAA
Ixodes scapularis (black-legged tick) is the source of this 900-nucleotide messenger RNA. Its product is annotated as baculoviral IAP repeat-containing protein 3-like. The record is from RefSeq and is a predicted model, not a curated record. Bases 1 to 900 code for a protein of 299 amino acids. The transcript has a single exon. NCBI's taxonomy places the organism in Eukaryota, Metazoa, Arthropoda, Arachnida, Ixodida, Ixodidae. Gene Ontology annotation, cellular component: nucleus; cytoplasm.